AUGGCCAAGGUCGAGAACGCUGAGGAGGUUGACUAUGCCAUCAAGCCAGAAAACGUCACAUCUGUAAUCCCGACAUCAGAAUGGCCAUUGCUACUCAAGAACUAUGACAAGCUACUCGUCCGAACUGGACAUUUCACUCCCAUACCCGUCGGCUGCACGCCCCUAAAACGCGAUCUGAAAUCCUACAUCUCCUCCGGUGUCAUCAACCUCGACAAGCCCUCAAAUCCAUCCAGUCACGAAGUUGUGGCAUGGGUCAAGCGCAUCCUGCGUGUAGAAAAGACUGGUCACAGCGGCACACUCGAUCCCAAAGUCACAGGUUGUCUUAUCGUCUGUAUAGACCGUGCGACUCGUCUGGUCAAAUCACAACAAGGUGCCGGAAAGGAAUACGUGUGUGUGAUCAGAUUACACGACAAACUUCCUGGAGGUGAAGCGCAGUUCGCUCGAGCACUCGAGACCUUGACCGGUGCUUUGUUCCAACGACCUCCAUUGAUCUCUGCCGUCAAAAGACAACUACGUAUCCGAACCAUCCACGAAAGCAAGCUCUACGAAUUUGACAAUGACCGUCACCUCGCUGUCUUCUGGGUGAGCUGCGAAGCUGGCACAUAUAUCCGAACACUCUGUGUACACUUGGGUCUCCUUCUGGGUGUCGGUGCGCAUAUGCAGGAGCUGCGAAGAGUGAGGAGUGGUGCAAUGGCCGAAGGCGAUGGCAUGGUCACACUGCAUGAUGUGCUCGACGCACAAUACAUGCAUGACAACAACCGAGACGAAGCAUAUCUACGCAAGGUCAUUUCACCCCUAGAAAGCCUGCUCACGACAUACAAGAGGAUCGUGGUCAAGGACAGUGCUGUCAACGCAGUCUGCUACGGUGCCAAGCUCAUGAUUCCGGGUCUUCUGCGUUUCGAAGCCGGCAUUGAGGUCCACGAAGAAGUCGUCCUGAUGACCACCAAGGGUGAAGCCAUCGCUCUAGGUAUCGCGCAAAUGUCCACGGUCGAGCUGUCGACCUGCGACCACGGCGUUGUAGCCAAAGUCAAGCGAUGUAUCAUGGAGCGAGACCUCUACCCACGUAGAUGGGGCAUGGGUCCUGUCGCCCUGGAGAAGAAGAAGAUGAAGUCCGAUGGAAAACUUGAUAAAUACGGCCGUCCUAACGAAGCCACUCCCGCAAAAUGGGCGUCCGAAUACACAGACUACAACGCCCCACUGACUGUCGACGGGGCACCAGUCGCGGAAAAGACCAGCAGGUCCGACGUUCUGUCUGCGCCACCCAUCGCCCCCAACGGUGAAACGGGAGACAGCAUGGACCUCGACGACACCGCUACCGCAGUGGAGCACACCAAUGGCGACGCGGCGUCCCUCGGCCCGAAAGAGAAGGACAAGAAGCGCAAAAAGGAGAAACACGAAGGCGAGACGCCCGAGGAGCGCGCCGAGCGCAAGCGCAGGAAAAAGGAGAAGAAGGAGAAAAAGGAAAAGCGCAAGAGUGGUGCAAGUAAGGCUGAGGAUGACGAUGAUAGUGACUAGGCAUACUCACGCUACUGCUUGUCUUGCACGUAUUGAGCUUCGGGCGGCGUUCAGGUCCAACGGGGUAGGCCUAGGAGUGCUGUGGUGGUGUUGUACUCCAACGUCAACGAUGCAAUAGCUGCAUUCUGUGUGUCUACUCUAUGUGCUGUGCUUUAAUACGGCGAGCAGGGCAAAAAUGGGCUAUGGGCUCAUGUUGAUGUAAAAAUGUGAAUAUUCAUCUUAUGCUCUGCGAUUCCACGAAGAUCGACGUCAACAAGAUGUCGCUACAAGGCCUCGAUUGAAGGAACUCCUGGAAGUCAUCCAGGGCACAUAAUGUGAUCAAGGUGGCAGCAUCCUCAUACAGGACGAUAUGGUGCCUUAUUGAUUCAUUGACAUAGUCGGUACAUCGUUUCAAUCGCUAUCCUCCCAAUGUCCGCGGUUUAUGGUGAGCGAUCGCGCUAGAGAGGUGCGUGCUCAAGAACCUCAUCUGUCAUAGCCUUUCCAGCCAGAG
Messenger RNA from Exophiala viscosa, 2005 nucleotides. Its product is annotated as centromere/microtubule binding protein CBF5. Gene Ontology annotation, cellular component: box H/ACA snoRNP complex. Bases 1 to 1515 code for a protein of 504 amino acids. The transcript has 3 exons. Gene Ontology annotation, molecular function: pseudouridine synthase activity; RNA binding. Gene Ontology annotation, biological process: rRNA pseudouridine synthesis; snRNA pseudouridine synthesis; box H/ACA sno(s)RNA 3'-end processing. NCBI's taxonomy places the organism in Eukaryota, Fungi, Ascomycota, Eurotiomycetes, Chaetothyriales, Herpotrichiellaceae. The record is from RefSeq and is a predicted model, not a curated record.